ACCAUUUGGGUCAAUAUCUCUGUGCAUGAUAUUAUCCAACUUCAGUGUCAAUCCUGAGGCAAAAACAUUCUCAUUCAAAGAAACAACUAUUGAUGAUAUUCAUAUAGCUUUCAAGCAAAACAGACUGACCUCAAGACAACUUGUUGAGUUCUAUCUAAGUGAAAUUCAGAGAGCUAAUCCAAUUCUAAAAGGAAUCAUAGAAGUGAAUCCAGUUGCACUCUUUCUUGCAGAUAAAGCUGAUCAAGAACGAAAAGCGAAAACGUAUGAAUCACUGUCCAGCAGGCUACAUGGUGUCCCAGUUCUUGUCAAGGACAACAUUGCAACAAAGGAUAAGCUUAACACAACAGCAGGAUCAUUAGCUCCUGUUGGAUCCAUUGUGCCACAAGAUGCUGGUGUGGUCAAGAAAUUGAGAAAAGCUGGUGCCAUCAUACUUGGCAAGGCAACUAUGACUGAGUGGGCUGCUUUCAGGUCUGAUAAGUUGCCUAAUGUUUGGAAUGGAAGACUUGGCCAAGCUCUGAAUCCUUAUGUAGCAAGUGCUGAUCCAUCAGGAUCAAGCACUGGUUCUGCAACAUCAGUAGCAGCAAACAUGGCAGCAAUAGCACUGGGGACAGAAACUGCAGGCUCUAUUCCAUCUCCAUCUGGUGCUAAUUCAGUUGUUGGAAUCAAACCAACUGUUGGCCUCACAAGCAGGGCAGGUUGUUGUCCCAUUUUCACAUAGGCAAGACACUGUUAGCAAUGCUAUGAGAAAGGGGAGUAGUCAGUGAGUUCUUCAUUCAGACUGACAUGAGCUGGGAGGAAUGCAAAUAUCCCAACUUAUAGUUUUAGAUUAAUGGACGAAAAGCUUAAUUCGUGAACUUUGUAAUGGCGGACUU
Lycium ferocissimum is the source of this 872-nucleotide messenger RNA. RefSeq names its product probable amidase At4g34880. The transcript has 3 exons. The coding region runs from base 26 to 718 and encodes 230 amino acids. NCBI's taxonomy places the organism in Eukaryota, Viridiplantae, Streptophyta, Magnoliopsida, Solanales, Solanaceae. The record is from RefSeq and is a predicted model, not a curated record.